AUGCCAUCACCCCCAAAACCUUGGGAAGUCAAUAAUAAUACUGCUACUGCCUCAACCCCCGUCGUAUCUCAUCAAAGUUCAAUGACAGACUCAGCUGUACCAACUGUACCAACAAGACCCUCCACCAUGAAUACCGGCUUAGGAACAAGUGGUUACGGUACGAGUGGUUAUGGUGUUGGUGGUUAUGGUACUGGUGGCUAUGGUUCCAGCAGUUAUGGCACAGGUGCUUAUGGAUCAGGAGGAUAUGGAUCCAGCUACAGUCGAUAUGGAGGCAUGGGAAGCUAUGGCGGCAUGGGAAGCUACGGAGGCAUAGGAAGCUAUGGUGGCAUGGGAGGCUAUGGAGGCAUGGGAGGCUAUGGUGGUAUGGGAAGCUACGGUGGCAUGGGUAUGAACCGAGGCAUGUAUGGUGAAGAUAAUUCUAGCCUGACACAAAGAAUGGAAUCAGGUACAAGGGCAACAUUUGAUGUAAUUCAAUCUAUUGUGGGUGCAUUUGGAGGGUUCGCACAAAUGUUGGACUCGACUUACAUGGCUACACAUUCAAGCUUUAUGGCGAUGGUGGGCGUAGCAGAACAAUUCGGAAAUUUGAAACAUUAUUUGGGUGGAAUAUUCAGCAUCUUUGCAUUAAUACGAUGGAUGAAGCGAAUUUUGUAUAGAAUCACAGAACAAGGGGACGCACUCCAAAUCACAGCAGGCGAGACAAUAGAGGGUACAACAGAAACAUCUGCAGAUCAACCACAACAAGAAGUCGCUCAAGUGUCUCGUAGACGUCCUAUUCUUAUAUUUUUAGCUUUGGUAACAGGUUUACCCUAUUUAAUGUAUAAAUUAAUCCAGAGAUCCAACCAAUUAAGACAGCAAAGAAUGAUGAUUCCACAACAUGGACCACCUCCUCAAACAGCCAGGGUCAUUCAUGACUUUGUUGCUGAAAACGGGAUCGAGCUGAACCUUCGUCGGGGCGAGACAGUGCAAGUGUUAUCUACAGUGGACCCAGCCACAGGCGCACCGUGUGAUUGGUGGCAAGGAAGAUCUGCGCAAGGUGUAAUCGGCAUCUUUCCUGCAAAUUAUGUACAGAUUAUUGGAUAUUAA
This is a messenger RNA of Mucor mucedo, 1083 nucleotides long. RefSeq names its product Peroxin 13, N-terminal region-domain-containing protein. Bases 1 to 1083 code for a protein of 360 amino acids. Gene Ontology annotation, biological process: protein import into peroxisome matrix, docking. The transcript is spliced from 3 exons. NCBI's taxonomy places the organism in Eukaryota, Fungi, Mucoromycota, Mucoromycetes, Mucorales, Mucoraceae. Gene Ontology annotation, molecular function: protein binding. The record is from RefSeq and is a predicted model, not a curated record. Gene Ontology annotation, cellular component: peroxisome; peroxisomal importomer complex; peroxisomal membrane.